Molecule: messenger RNA, 645 nt
Organism: Jaminaea rosea
Lineage: Eukaryota; Fungi; Basidiomycota; Exobasidiomycetes; Microstromatales
Exons: 2
Coding region: 96-539 (147 amino acids)
Source: RefSeq, a predicted model, not a curated record
CGCUUCAUCGUCACCAUCCCCCAGCCGCCCUCUGCAAUCGCUAUCGAUCGACAGCAAGUCGAGAAGAACAGUGUAGACGGUUCGCAGUGCUCUCAAUGGCGUCAAAACCGCAUAUCUCAACUAUUCGUUGCAUCUCAUGCCAGAUGUCAGUCAUCGCAUGUCUGUUGAAUGAAGCUCGUCACCUCUUGCCCUUCUGCUUGGCUCGUUUCUUGCCAUUGAGCCGAAGCCGGAAAGCGGGCCGCCUCAACGCGCGUGGGCCAGCCUCUCACCUAUCUUGCUUCCCAUCUUUCCAUCACUCCUCGCCAGCAUCAAGAUGGCAACAACGACCUCUCCCGUCAGCGUAUGGUCAUUGCUCCCUGUCGACAUCGCAGAGACCAUCCUGCAACUCGCGGCCACUGGCCAUCCACCUACGGCCCGGGCCCUCGCCCUCACUUCCAAAGAGCCAUGCGCUUUUUCGUCACUCUGAUCCAUUCGCCGUCGAAGAAGUCGCCCACCCGACAGCAAAUCAAGACCAGUCCAAUGCAUCGCAUUCUCAAUGAUCUGGGCAAAAAUCCGCUCCUUUCCAGGCCAGACAAAGCUACAACUCUUCUUCGCAAUCUGUACAUGGAGCUCAGCGAUUACAAUGAGACGAUCUGGCAUAGCUUC